AGCCGGCUCGGGAAUGAAGCAUCGAAGGUAGAUUGGAGUUCUAGGCUAAUAGGCCCAAACAGGCGGGUAUUCUUCAACUGCCCGGAGCAUGUGGUCGUGAGGCAGAAGCCACAGGAACUACGGGAAGAGGACUCUCAGAGCCAUGGCCCAUGUCAGCAUCAACAGUGACCAGGGCGAGUGGGGCUUGAGCACAGAUGCCGGGGAGCGAGCCCGGCUGCUACAGAGUCCCUGUGUGGACACAGCUCCCAAGAAUGAGUGGGAGGCCUCUCCUGUGAGUCCAGGCAGAGGCACCACUUCCACGCUUGGGGCCAUCUUCAUUGUCGUCAACGCCUGCCUUGGCGCAGGGCUGCUCAACUUCCCAGCAGCCUUCAGCACUGCUGGGGGUGUGGCAGCCGGCAUCACUCUACAGAUGGGCAUGCUGAUUUUCAUCAUCAGUGGCCUUGUCAUCCUGGCCUACUGCUCCCAGGCCAGCAACGAGAGGACCUAUCAGGAGGUGGUGUGGGCUGUGUGUGGCAAGCUGACGGGUGUGCUGUGUGAGGUGGUCAUCGCCGUCUAUACCUUUGGCACCUGCAUCGCCUUCCUCAUCAUCAUCGGGGACCAGCAGGACAAGAUUAUAGCUGUGAUGGCAAAGGAGCCUGAGGGGGCCAGUGGCGGCCCCUGGUACACAGACCGCAAGUUCACCAUCAGCCUCACUGCCUUUCUCUUCAUCCUGCCCCUCUCCAUCCCCAGGGAGAUCGGCUUCCAGAAAUAUGCCAGCUUCCUGAGCGUCGUGGGUACUUGGUACGUCACUGCCAUUGUUAUCAUCAAGUACUUCUGGCCAGAUAAAGAAAUGACCCCAGGAAACAUCCUGACCAGGCCGACUUCCUGGAUGGCCGUGUUCAACGCCACGCCCACCAUCUGCUUCGGAUUUCAGUGCCACGUGAGCAGUGUACCCGUCUUCAACAGCAUGCGGCAGCCUGAGGUGAAGACCUGGGGUGGGGUGGUGACGGCCGCCAUGGUCAUAGCUCUUGCUGUCUACAUGGGUACAGGCAUCUGUGGCUUCCUGACCUUUGGAGCUGCUGUGGACCCCGAUGUGCUCCUGUCUUACCCCUCGGAGGACAUGGCUGUGGCUGUUGCCCGAGCCUUCAUCAUCCUGAGUGUGCUCACCUCCUACCCCAUCCUGCACUUCUGUGGGCGGGCGGUGGUGGAAGGCCUGUGGCUGCGCUACCAGGGGAUGCCGGUGGAGGAGGACGUGGGGCGGGAGCGGCGCCGGCGCGUGCUGCAGACGCUGGUCUGGUUCCUGCUCACCCUGCUGCUGGCACUCUUCAUCCCUGAUAUCGGCAAGGUGAUCUCAGUCAUCGGAGGCCUGGCCGCCUGCUUCAUCUUCGUCUUCCCAGGGCUGUGCCUCAUUCAAGCUAAACUCUCUGAGAUGGAGGAAGUCAAACCAGCCAGCUGGUGGGUGCUGGUCAGCUACGGAGUCCUCUUGGUCACCCUGGGAGCCUUCAUCUUCGGGCAGACCACAGCUAAUGCCAUCUUUGUGGAGCUCUUGGCAUAACCGCUGCCUCCCAGGAACACGUGGCCUUUGCGGUGGGACCCAGAAACCCAGAGUCUCUGUAGGGCCACUCUGUGUCCACCAUCAUUUCAACUGGUAGCAUGAAAUCUGGACAUCCUUUCCCAGGGACUCAGACAAAAUCAGGCCCCAUACCUCUGGACAGCUCUAACCCAGUUCCCUUCCUGCUCCCCAGUCCUGGCAGUGCCGUGGCAGUGGCAGGAGGUCUUAUGUCACAGAGGAACCUUCUUCCUCUCCUAAUUCGCCACUUCUCCAUGCCUGAAACCUAUGGUCGAAGAGGGUCAGUAGGCCUCAGAAGAAAGAACCCAGUCUGACUUCCAUCUGGAGAAAGACUGGACAAAAGGCCACCGUCCUCCAGAGCAGCCUGUCCUGAGCAGAGGCUGUGUUCAUUACCUCAGGACCAACGGUGGCUUCCUCUGGAAUCUGGCAACUUCAAGGUGGCAUUGAAGUCGUACAAAUACAAGGGCAGGUAGAUUCGGGCCUUGUCUGUUCUCUCCUGGGCCCCCAUGAGCUUGGUAGCCUCUUUCCCGUGGCUAAUAAGCAUUUCCCAGGCCUCUAGGGGCCCACUCUGUUACUUUCUCCAAACUUUAUGGUCCAGGCGAGGCAAGCCUCUUCUCCUCCAUCACCGGACAUCACCAAGUCUAAUGUUUACAAACGGUGCCAGCCUGGCUCUGAAGCCAGGGCGUCCCGUGCCACGGUGCUGUGAGUAUUCCUCCAUUAGCUUUCCUCAUGGGGCUGGAACUGGGGUGGAGGAAUCUGCAUUUCUCUCUCAGAUUCCAGAUGGUGCCUCUACUCAGAGGCUCCAGGGUGGGUGAUGGAGAAAGCUGGGAACUUUUGAGAGCUUCCAUGCAGGCUGGGCUGGCCAUUUUCAGUUAUUGCUUCUCUUCACCCUGCCCCUCCUCUCCCCCCCAAACACACCCUCCGCCAGCCUUAGCCUAAUAACCCAGGGAGGAAAAAGCAGCUGGCUUGUCACUGCCUCCCGGGCAACAUUUGAGCCUGUCAUGCUGGCCUGGAAGUUUCCCUCCCUGUCUGGAUUUUGUCUGCUCCCUCCCUCCACACACCUGUCACCUGUUCAUUCUCUAUCCCGUUUCUCUGUGUAGCUCAGUCUCUCCCACUCACAUAAUGUGAGGCAAGUGCAGAUCCUCUCUCACAGCUUCCUCAGCAACACAUGUCCCUCCGGCACAGCCUUGUGGCCUGUCAGUCACAUCAGAGUGACACCUGGAUGUUACCCAGGCAGGGUGAGGAGAGACGCCGUCUUCCCUUCAUGUUCCCAUUUUGACCGCCCUGGGCCCACAGCUGCUGCCGCUCACCUUGGCCAAUUCCAGGCACCAAUCAGGCUUCCUCCUCUACCCGGAACCCUGACAUUUCCUUGACCCUUCCUGCCCAAAACCUCCGUAUUGGGUAUGCGUGGAACCCCAUGCCCAGCAGCCCACCACUCAGGGCAGUACGAUCUAAGAAGCCGAGGCUGGUCGGAGCCUGGCUAGACUUCUGCUCAGUCCCCAGACUGGAUGCACUGCCUUUUCUCACAUCCCCUCUUGGUGCCUGCUGUUCUCUGCCCCCGAGGCCAGCCCCACUCUGCUUUUUCCUCAGCCUCCUACACAGGACCAGGCCUGCCAGCCAUCCCUGACAAGGCAGGAGAGCAGCCCAGUCAGCAGGGCUGCACAGCCUCCCAGUGCUGCUUCAGGGGUGGUAGGGCGUAAGGGGAGUCUGCACAGAGGCAGAGCAGUCGGGAAAAGGAGCUGGAACCUGGCCUCUUGGCCUAACCUCAGGAGCCCCCUUCCCAUUCUCUUCCCCACCCUCCCUAUCAGGGUAUUUCACUGUUUCUUUUCUACUUGUGCACACUUGGAAAAGGGAAGAUGGUUAAUAAAAGGAGCUGUGCUGCUGA
Carlito syrichta (Philippine tarsier) is the source of this 3434-nucleotide messenger RNA. RefSeq names its product solute carrier family 38 member 7 (gene SLC38A7). The transcript has 11 exons. Lineage: Eukaryota; Metazoa; Chordata; Mammalia; Primates; Tarsiidae. Gene Ontology annotation, biological process: amino acid transmembrane transport. Gene Ontology annotation, molecular function: L-histidine transmembrane transporter activity; L-methionine transmembrane transporter activity; L-serine transmembrane transporter activity. The coding region runs from base 143 to 1534 and encodes 463 amino acids. The record is from RefSeq and is a predicted model, not a curated record.